AUGGAUGGAUUCUGUGCACCAAUUUCAGGCAAAAGAUUUAGUAAAAAAAGGAUUAAGCAAACGGCGGCGGGGAUAGUCGUCGACAAUGCUGCCGCCGCCGCCGCCGAUUCGUCGUACGAUGGAAUCAAAACCGUCGAUCUCGACUUGUCUGAUUCCACCUGCCAUCUCUGCAUUUGCAUAGUCACGUGGAACAUGAAUGGACAGGUGAGGUACGAAGAGUUAAAGAGGCUUGUGGGAAACGACAGAAAUUGCGACCUCCUCGUAAUCGGAUUGCAGGAGGUCCCGAGGACCCGCAACGUCCUGCAAAUGUUCGAGAAUGCCCUCCAUUCUUCUCACUUGCUAUUAGAAGAAGCAGUGAUGCAAUCUUUACACCUAUACAUGUUUGGAUCCAAGAAAUGCAGCAUCUAUGUCAAAGACAUCAAAGUAGACAAACAAGGAGUUGGAGGUUGCGGAGGACUAAUUGGGAGAAAAAAAGGAGCAGUGGCAAUCAAAAUCACCUACAAAGGCAUUCCCAUGAUCUUCAUCUCCUGCCAUCUUUCUGCACAUGGCCACAAAGUUGGAGAGAGGAAUUCAGAAUUCAGACAUUUAUCCCAAUCCUUAUUCGCCAAGAACUGGAAUCCCCAAGUCACUGUUUGGUUGGGAGAUCUCAAUUACAGGCUCCAAGGCAUCCAAACCUUUCCCGCCAGAAAUCUCAUUGGAAACAACCUUCAUCGUCUUCUGACUUGCAAAGACCAGCUCCUUCAAGAAGCCAAUAAGGGACAGGUCUUUAAUGGAUACUGCGAGGGCAACCUGUCCUUCAAACCCACUUAUAAAUACAACGUUGGCACCAGUGACUAUGAUACCAGCUACAAGGUAAGAGUGCCAGCGUGGACAGAUCGAAUACUGUAUAAAGUAGAAGACAAAGACGUAAUAAAUGCAAGUUUGCAUUUGUACGAAUCUCUAGACGCCAUUCAUGGCUCUGAUCAUAAGCCUGUCAAAGCUCAUCUUUGCUUAAAAUUCAACAAUAAUUCUUGUCUCAAAACCAGAUAA
Messenger RNA from Andrographis paniculata, 1029 nucleotides. RefSeq names its product type IV inositol polyphosphate 5-phosphatase 11. Gene Ontology annotation, cellular component: plasma membrane. Gene Ontology annotation, biological process: response to jasmonic acid; phosphatidylinositol dephosphorylation; response to abscisic acid. Gene Ontology annotation, molecular function: phosphatidylinositol-3,4,5-trisphosphate 5-phosphatase activity; phosphatidylinositol-3,5-bisphosphate 5-phosphatase activity. NCBI's taxonomy places the organism in Eukaryota, Viridiplantae, Streptophyta, Magnoliopsida, Lamiales, Acanthaceae. The transcript is spliced from 8 exons. Bases 1 to 1029 code for a protein of 342 amino acids. The record is from RefSeq and is a predicted model, not a curated record.